AUGUUACCACGACUACUACGAAGCUCGAGAGUUCUACCUAGGUUGAGAGUAAGCAACAUAAACAAUGCGAGAAAUCUUGUCCAAAGGAGAACGUUAGUUGCAGCGCCAAAAGUUGGAGAUGGCCCAUUGAUGGAGAGGAGAGGGGAUCGAGAACUACCUGACAUUCCUGAGAAUGGCAUGAAAUGGGUCCGAUCUAUCCCCAUAUUCCUCGUUGUCCUAAUCUCCAGUACCCUCGCCAUUUUCAACUACCAAAAGUCCUCAUCCUCCGUCGUAUCAUCCACUCUUUACGCCCUCCGCACAUCACCCAAAGCGCGUGAGUUCCUCGGCGACGAGAUUUAUUUUGCGCAUAAGAUGCCGUGGAUCUGGGGAGAAAUGAAUCAAUUGCAUGGCAGGAUUGAUAUUCAGUUUGAGGUCAAGGGAACGAAGAGAAGUGGAACAAUGAAGUUUACAAGUCAUAGAGCCACACGACAGGGCAUGUUUGAGACGACGGAGUGGAGUUUGGAGGGCGGGGAGGGGGAGAAAAAGGUUAAGAUUGAUCUCUUGGAUGGGGCGGAUCCGUUUAAGGGAAUCGAAAAUGUGGAGGAGAGGUCAGCGGAACCAGGCAGAGGAAGUUAUGCGCCUACUUUGUCAGGAUAG
Botrytis byssoidea is the source of this 636-nucleotide messenger RNA. RefSeq lists its product as uncharacterized. NCBI's taxonomy places the organism in Eukaryota, Fungi, Ascomycota, Leotiomycetes, Helotiales, Sclerotiniaceae. Gene Ontology annotation, biological process: mitochondrial respiratory chain complex IV assembly. The coding region runs from base 1 to 636 and encodes 211 amino acids. The record is from RefSeq and is a predicted model, not a curated record. Gene Ontology annotation, cellular component: mitochondrial inner membrane. The transcript is spliced from 2 exons.